Uncinocarpus reesii 1704 is the source of this 1101-nucleotide messenger RNA. RefSeq lists its product as uncharacterized. The record is from RefSeq and is a predicted model, not a curated record. NCBI's taxonomy places the organism in Eukaryota, Fungi, Ascomycota, Eurotiomycetes, Onygenales, Onygenaceae. The transcript has 3 exons. Gene Ontology annotation, biological process: NADP+ catabolic process; NAD+ catabolic process. Bases 1 to 1101 code for a protein of 366 amino acids. Gene Ontology annotation, cellular component: cytosol. Gene Ontology annotation, molecular function: NADH pyrophosphatase activity; metal ion binding.
AUGGCCCAUCCCGUCGCUGAUAUGCCAAACCCUGAGCAUAUAGAACACGACUCGAUGCUUUCGCGCAGUCCAGCCGAGCUUCACUAUGCGACAUACCAAGACGUGGAGUCACUCGUACCCGCGGAUCUAUACGACAAGUCAGAGGAAGAGGUGCUAAGGUCCUACCAUUCCGGCAACGUGCUUCCAUUGCUAGUGUUUUUGGGAUUGGACGAAUCGCGCGCGGAGGCAUUGAGAUAUAAAAGUUAUGCGGGCGCUCCAUACUUUGCGCUGGACAUCACGCCAAAAGGCGGGUUGGCGCAGAAAGCACAAAAGAUAAUCGACGCCAUGGAGGCGAAGGGACUAUCAUUUCAAAAUACACGAACUAUCACCAGUUUAUCUCCUGGAGACGCCGCCAUCUACGCCCAAUCUCGCGCCAUCGUAGACUGGAACAUCCGCAACGCGUUUUGCGGCACCUGCGGACACCCGACCAUCUCCAUACACGCCGGCACCAAACGAGCCUGCCCACCCACCGAUCUCGGUCUCGUCGAAAACGGAGCCUCGGCCGGGGCCGCACGACCACCCUGCCAUACCCGCACCACGAUCUCCAACCUUUCCUUCCCCCGAACCGACCCCACCAUCAUCGUCGCAGUCCUCAGCCACGACAGCAACCGCAUCCUGCUCGGCCGCCAGAAGCGAUGGCCCCCAAAUUGGUACUCCACCCUAGCAGGCUUCAUCGAACCAGGCGAAUCCGUCGAAGACGCCGUGCGUCGCGAGGUCUGGGAGGAAUCCGGCGUGACGCUAUCCCGCGUGCUCAUACACAGUACGCAGCCGUGGCCGUACCCUGCAAACCUGAUGAUCGGGGCGAUCGCACAGGUGGCGAAGCCGGAGAAUGAGAAGAUCAGUCUCGUGCAUGACCCGGAGCUGGAGGAUGCGCGGUGGUUUGAGACCGCGGAGGUCGAGGAGGCGAUGAGGGUGGGGACGAGUGCACUGGGUAGCGAGCCUGGGCCGGAGUAUAAACAGGGCGGACUCAGACUGCCGCCAAAGACGGCGAUUGCGUACCAGCUCAUCUCCGCGGUGGUCAAGGGUGAGUAUUUGGGAGCUCCGCAUGAAUCCAAGAUAUAA